AGGUGCCUAGCUUGACUCUGGCGCGCGCGCCUUCUCGCUGACGAUGGACGCUGCAUCCACGCCGGAGAAACCCCCGCCACCGCCGGAGACAUCUCUCACGCCGGAGACCGCUCUCACGCCGGAGUCGGCAGGUGAACCAGAACGAAAGCCACUAGAGCAGAAGGAGCCCUCUGCUCCACGCACUACUCGCCCGCCUGAUGCGGCUGUUUCCGGGGUCGACCGGGUUACGGUCCCAAGCUACGGAAGAUGGUUUUCGUUCGACCGGAUCCAUGAUACGGAACGCCGGAUGCUCGCUGAGUUCUUUGACGGGCGGUCGACGGCCAAGAACCCUAGAGUGUACAUGUACCUUAGGGACUUCAUUGUGAAGAAGUACAGGGAAAAUCCGUCGAGGAAGAUUACCUUUACCGAGGUAAGGAGGAUGCUCGUUGCAGACGUAGGCUCUAUCCGGAGGGUAUUCGAUUUCCUGGAGAGUUGGGGAUUGAUCAACUACACUCCGUCGAAGCAGAGUCUGCGGUUGGAGGAGAAGGAGAAGACGUCCGUCCCAGUAUUAGCAUCUCCAGGAGCAGCUUCUUCGCCGGCCAUGAUGUCGGAAUCUGCUCGGCUGUCCCGGUUCUUCAAUCCUACAGUUUCUGGAGAGAUUACGAUGGACGCAGGGAGAAACAUUAAGGACGGGACUAAGAAACUGUGUAGUGGUUGUAAGUCGCCCUGCAGCAACACGUGCUUUGAUUGCCGUAAGGCUGAUGUUGUUCUUUGCACAAGAUGCUUCAUUCGUGGCAACUAUCAGUUUGGCCUUUCUGGUGCAGAUUUCAAGCGGAUUGAUCUUACUGUUGCUCAAGAGACUAGAACAGGCUGGAGUGAUGCGGAGACAUUGCGACUUUUAGAAGCUAUCUUGCAGUAUAAUGAUGAUUGGAGGAUGGUAUCUGAUCAUGUUGGCAGUAGGACUGAGAAAGAAUGCAUUGCUCGGUUUAUCAAGCUUCCAAUAGGGGAGCAGUAUAUUGAACCUUUAAACAUUCAGGAUGACAAGGAACCUGCUAUAGGUGAGGAAAACGGAGAAAGAAAUGGUGUGAAUCCAACAAAAAGAAGGCGUCUUACCCCACUUGCAGAUGCAACCAAUCCAAUAAUGGCUCAGGCUGCAUUCUUGUCAGCCUUGGUGGGCUCUGAUGUAGCAUCUGCUGCUGCUCAUGCUGCUGUUGCUGCUAUAUAUGAUGACCGACCUUAUUCUCAAGAUACAGCUGCUGAAAGAAAUGGAGUGGCAAGAGCUUUAGAGGACGCAUCUGCACAAGCACAUGCUCAGCUAGAUCAAGAAGAGAUGGAUGUGGAGAGAGCGAUCACAAAUAUUAUUGAAGUUAAGCUGAAGGGGAUUCGGGACAAAAUCAUGCGCUUUGAGGAGCAGGAAUUGCAGACGGAGAAAGAGCGUAUGCAACUGGACCACAUGAAAGGCCUUCUAUUUGCUGAUCAGCUGAAUUUUCUGCAACGAAGCUCCCAUGCUAGAUCUACCGACACUUCAAAGCCUGAAAGUGCUAAAAUUGCUACUGAUGUCACAUGACUGCUAUGCAUGUACAGUGUAAUCCAGUCUUCUUUGUUUAAUGCGCUGUAGCCUGUCAUAGUCCAUAAUUAUUAAAAGAUCAAUGCCGGCGACAGGCCUUUCUAAACUGUUGGCAUUGAGUAGCCCCUUUGCUUGAUUGUGAGGGGCUGAUAUUACAGUCAUGAACUUGCGGGUAACUCCGUCACCUUUUUGAAUCAUAUAAAAAAAGAACGUGGCCUUGCAAAGGCCAGGAUUUGUCUUGGCCCUCCUUUCAAAGCAAAUUUCUUUUGCCUUCA
Messenger RNA from Nymphaea colorata (pocket water lily), 1821 nucleotides. Its product is annotated as SWI/SNF complex subunit SWI3B. The record is from RefSeq and is a predicted model, not a curated record. The coding region runs from base 44 to 1546 and encodes 500 amino acids. Gene Ontology annotation, molecular function: protein binding. NCBI's taxonomy places the organism in Eukaryota, Viridiplantae, Streptophyta, Magnoliopsida, Nymphaeales, Nymphaeaceae. The transcript is spliced from 6 exons.